AUGAGCGUCAGGCUGAGAGUUGAGUUACACGAUGAUCUCGUCGAUCGCACGGCGCGCAAGACGCAGCGGUGCUGGUUCAAGCCCGAAGCAGUUGGAGAUGAGACGCUCAUCCUGAAUAUUGCGAAAGAGCUCACCGCCUUCUUCGGCCUCCAAAGCGUGGACUACCAGCAGCUGGUGCUGUCCGUUGAUGGCUUUGAGCUGCCGCAGGAUGGCCCUGCGUCGCUGCUCAGGGAUGGAGACUUGGUCGCGGUCUCGAGCGCGCUGCCGCAGGUAGCCGCACCAGCAGCAGGGCCAGCAGCAGCGAAAUCGGCACAUGGCGCGGGCUCUGGGGCCCAGAGGACCGGGGCCAGCGGCGCCAAGGCGCCCGCCCCGGCUGCGGCGCAUCCACACGAGCCCGCACCCAAGCGGAAGCGCGCGGAGCCUGCCAUACCUCCUGCUGCGCCCGCGGCACAGCCAGCACCGGGCGAGGCGAAGCCAGGGCCGGAAGCCGCGGCCGCCGGGGAGGCAGCCGGGGCAGCAAAGCAGCGCAGCCGCAGCGCGCGCCGCAAGUCGGAGAAGCGGCGCCUCAGGCGGCUGGGGGUGCUGCCUCGGAAGGCCAAAGAGCCCGUGCAGCAGCAGCAGCAGCAGCAGCAGCAGCAGCAACAGCAACAGCAGCAACAGCAGCAGCAGCAGCGCAACAAGGGCAAGCAGACGCGACUGCGGUGGGACGGCGACGGCGGCGUGCUGGAGGACGAAGGGCAGCAGGGGCAAAACGGCGGCCAGCAGCUGGGACAGCAGCAGCAGCACGAGCGGACGGCGGAGGAGUGGCAGCAGUGGCAAGCAUGGUACGCCUUGCAGUCCCCGCAGCAGCAGGGGCAGCAGCAGGGGCAGCAGCAGCAGCAGCAGCAGGAGCAGCAGCAGAUGUCAACGCCAUCUCUGCCUCAGCGGCACGAGACGGGCAGUAGCAAGCGCAGCUCCCGAGGCCCGCAGACGGCGCUGGAGGCGGCCGCAAAUGCCAGCCCGCUUGACCCGAAUGGCGGAGUCUCGCCGAACGUGAACGACGCGGCGGCGGGGCCGUCGUCUUUCAAGCAGAGCAAACUGCCGGCAGCAGCGCAGCCGGGGCGUAAGCAGCCAAAGCGCCAGCAGCACCCAGACCAGCGGCCCCAGCAGCAGCAGCAGCAGCAGCAGCAGCAGCAGCAGCAGCAGCAGCAGGAGGGUAUGAAGAGACACGUCAAGGGGCUGCAACAACAGGGUACGCCGCCGCAGCAGCAGAGGCGUGUCGUCAACAACAAAGAGCAUGCCAGGCGCAGCAGCAGCAGUGAUGACAGCAGCAGUGAUGAGAGCAGCAGUGAUGACAGCAGCAGCAGUGAGUCAGGCAGCAGCACCAGCAGCAGAAGCAGCACCAGCAGUGACAGCUCCAGCAGCAGCAGCGAAGCCACCAGCAGCAGCGAGCCCGGGGCCGACCAGGCAGCAGAGGGCACCCCAGUCCCCUUCGAGCAGCUUCCACCGCUGGCAGCGCCUGUGCCCGACGUCGGCUCUGUCGUUGCGUACAAACUGCUGGAAAUUGGCGCCGAUUGGACCCCGCAGGUUUCAGAGGUGCGCCAUGGCCGCGUGACGGCCGUGGACGCCGCCGCGGCCACCGUCGAGCUCGCCCCCUGGCCGGCCGGCGCCCCGCACCCCCUGAAGACACGCAUGGACGCUGCCAGGGCCGCCGCCGCGGCCGCAGAGUGGGAGGACGGCGGCGGCGUGGGACGGCCGCCGAGGUGGCCGGCCGGCGUCGCGGCGGGCGGGGGUGGGGAGGGGGUGGAGGAUGCGGGGCUGGCGCUGCUGGCCACCACCGAUUACGAUGAGGCAGGG
Messenger RNA from Monoraphidium neglectum, 1836 nucleotides. RefSeq lists its product as hypothetical. Gene Ontology annotation, cellular component: Cajal body. The annotation marks the transcript as partial. Gene Ontology annotation, biological process: spliceosomal snRNP assembly. The transcript has 3 exons. Gene Ontology annotation, molecular function: U2 snRNA binding; U1 snRNA binding. NCBI's taxonomy places the organism in Eukaryota, Viridiplantae, Chlorophyta, Chlorophyceae, Sphaeropleales, Selenastraceae. The record is from RefSeq and is a predicted model, not a curated record.